CAUAAUAGCGGGGGUGCCAUUGGAGAGAGGGAGAGCGCGCACUGUGAUCAGACACACAGGAAGGAUACCUCAUAAGGAAGCCGUCCAUCACAGCAACUGAUGUAACCAAACGACGUAUACUCGAGUCGUUUAUUUGAGAAUUGUUACUCCCAGGGACGAAAAUACGAGUGACACCAACGAAAGAGAAAAAUGGGACAUACUGCGGUACCUAUAUUGAUGGCUGUAUUGUUCUUCGCGUGGGGAGACAACGUCGAGGCUCUAGCGAUGAAUGAGGUGAAUGGGCCGGGCCUGUCUGAGCCUCAGCCGCAGAUUGCCAUGUACUGUGGCCGUGUGCUCCUCUACAUGAACACUCAGACGGGACAGUGGGAGCCUGACCCCCAGGGGCGCCAGGGCUGCUUCACUGAGCACAGCCAGGUCCUGUCCUACUGCCAAGAGAUGUACCCCAAUCUUCAAAUUUCCCAUGCUGAAGAGGCAAACAAACCCGUCACCAUCCCGCAGUGGUGUAAGAAAGGCUGGGGUCACUGUCCAAACCGUGCCCCCAUAGUGGUGCCUUACCUCUGCAUGGAGGGGGAGUACGUGAGUGAGGCCCUGCUGGUUCCUGACCGCUGCCGCUUCCUGCACAAAGAGCAGAUGGACAUUUGUGAGAGCUAUGUCUACUGGCACAACAUCGCCAAAGAGGCCUGCACAGCGGACAAUCUGGAGCUCCACAGCUAUGGCAUGUUGCUCCCAUGUGGCGACCAUUUCAAAGGAGUGGAGUACGUGUGCUGCCCGGGCCGAAGCACCUCCAACAAACUGGAACUGGAGACCGGAGAAAGCCACGCUCUGCCCGAAAUCAUCACGUCACAGAGCGGAGGGAGAGUCAACCCUGGCAUUAAAGUGCCCACUCCAAGUCCCUCCCCCGACCCUGACCUGGAGGAAGAUGAGGAUGAAGUAGUGGAGGAGGAAGAGGAGGAGGAAGAAGAGGAGGUGGAGGAUGACGAAGAUGUGGACGACAAUGAAGAGGAAGAGGAGGAGGUGGAAGAGGAGGAAGAGGAGGAAGAGGAGGGAGCAGUGAAAGACCCAGAGGAAUACGAAUAUUCCAUAGACUCAGUGACCACGCCAAGGCCCACAGACGGAGUUGAUGUGUACUUUGAGAAGCCUGUGGAUGAGACGGAGCAUGCUAAUUUUCUGCGCGCUAAAACCGACUUGGAGGAGAGAAGAAUGAAGCGCAUCAACGAGAUUAUGAAAGAAUGGGCCGAGGCAGACAACCAGUCAAAGAACCUCCCAAAGUCAGAGAGACAGGCCUUGAAUGAGCACUUCCAGUCAGUGUUGCAGACGCUGGAGGAGCAGGUUGCCGGAGAGAGGCAGAGACUUGUAGAAACACAUCUUGCUCGAGUUGAAGCCAUUUUAAACAACAACCGCCGUUUAGCCCUGGAGAACUACCUAACAGCAGUGCAGUCCGAUCCUCCCCAGCCAGACCGGGUGCUGCAGGCUCUUAAGCGCUACAUCGCGGCAGAGCAGAAGGACCGCAGACACACUCUCAGGCACUACCGCCAUAUUGUGGCUGUGGACCCUCAGAAGGCAGAACAGAUGAAGUUUCAGGUCUACACUCAUCUUCAUGUGCUUGAAGAGAGGAUGAAUCAGAGCCUUGCACUGCUGUACAAAGACCCCACACUGGCCAAAGAGCUACAUAGUGACAUCCAGGAGCUGGUGAAGGCAGAGUUAGGGGACAUCAGCGAGCUCAUGACCACUUCAUUCUCUGAGACCCGCACCACUGAAGAACUGCUCCCCGCAGAGAGUGAAGAAGUGAAGGAUGACGAAGCAGAGGAGGAGGCCGCCUUCCAAAACAGGCCCUACCCUCCACGCAUAGAUCUGCAGUCCAAUAAGAAAGUAGAUGAAUAUGAUGACAGCACAUCUGAGAGAGGCACUAACUAUGAAUAUGAAGAAAAGAGUAACACAUCUGCUGAACUCAAGCUCCUAGAUUCCAAACCUCCAGAGAUAGAGAGAGAUGAGCUGCAGCCCGAUGCCCUGGAGACAUUUAACCGUGGGGCGAUGGUGGGGCUGUUGGUUGUGGCAGUAGCUAUCGCCAUGGUGAUGGUGAUCAGUUUGCUACUGGUGCGCAGGAAGCCAUAUGGUACCAUCAGUCACGGCAUCGUUGAGGUCGACCCCAUGCUCACACCAGAGGAGAGGCAGCUCAACAAAAUGCAGAACCAUGGCUACGAAAACCCCACCUACAAAUUCUUCGAGCAGAUGAACUGAAGAGAUAUUAAUGACUGAUGACGAGACAUGCCCAAAACCCUCCCUGCGGACAGGUGGUGUUUGGACCACUCUCUGUGAUUGACAACAACUUAAAGUAACUGCUUAAAGUCUGGUCUGCGACUCAAACCCAUUGUAAAUGACCAACAAACUCAUCAAUGUCAGAAUGUGAAUAUUACAAACCCUCAUCAUCUAUUGUCAUGAUAAAGUCCAUUCUCCUUUCCAUAGCGUGCCACUUCAUUUCAUAUACCCCUAAAACUAGGGAUGGGCGAUAUAUUGGUUCCAAUAUUGUUAUCUGCGAUAUUGGAGGGUUUUCCCAGAUAUCAUAUCGGUCCGAUAUUGAAAUUUUAGCCGAUAUUUGGCACCAAUAUUUUUCUAAGCCGCUCCAGUCUGUGUGUGCUAUGUGUUAUUCUCAGUUCAUCCUCAGUGCAACAGAUUUGUCUUUUUGAACAGAUUACUCAGUAAAAAUAGAAACAGAAGAGCACUUAGGCUAAUAAAAAAGGCAUAAUUUACACAAACAUGCUACAAAUAAUUUUAUAUGCUAGAUCAUUUUUGUCAUUAUUUAAAAGUUAUUAUUAUUUUUUGAUAUUUUUUGUGAAUUUUACUAUUGGCAAACAUUGGUUAUUGGCCACAGCAGCAAGACAAAUAUUGGAUAUCCGUAUCGGCUCAAAAAAAAAAAAAAAAAAAAAAACAUAUCGGACCAUCCCUACCCAAAACAUCUUUCAAAACCAAAUUACUCCGGUGGCAUGACUUGAUCAAUUGUUCACUACAAUCUGAAGUUGAGUGCUGCAUAAUGCUUUAUAGUAUUUAUUUUUAGUAGUAAUAUCUUUGUUAAAUUGUACCACAGCUAGAUAUAGACCUAUUUAUCAGUGUAGAUGAGUGCAAGUUCGAUCCUGCUGUCAAAGUCACUCAGUGGAGGUCAUGUAUAUGUUUUAACUAUAAUUUCCCUCCAUUGGAAAAUACUGUAAAAUUGGGACACUGAGAAUGGAGAUAAUUACUCUGAAUGUGUGAGGAGUUUAUGGUCACUGGCUUUAUUGAUUACACUGUAGUCUAACUAUGUGUCAGCAGUGCGAAAAGCCCUCAUAAAAAACACUACUUCUGCGUUGGUGAAGUUUUGAUUGCUACCUAGAGACCUGUAUACAAGCUGACGUCUGUUUUAACUUAACAGAAGCAUGACAAAUCGGUGUAUGAUGCUGCCGUAUUUAUUUGUGUUGUUCCUAUCCUAGCUUUUAACAAGUUGGGGAAAAUUGUCACGGUUUUCAAAUGGACACUGUAAAUACCGUAAGAUACUACUAAUAGUUGUAGACAUUUCUGUUCUUAAUUUGCAGUGGUGUGACAAGACAUAAAAAAUAGUGCAUUGUGCUGUUAUGAAGAGGAGAAACAUUUUCCUAACAUGGCUGAUUGAAAACGGACUGUUGUAAAAACCAGCACAAGACAACGACACAGUACUUCUUUCUGAAUGUAUUUAAGGUUUAGAGACUCCAUCUUCUUUUCAGUGAUCUAUCGUAGUUACUAUCCAAACCUCCUCCCCAGUAGCAGCCUCCUCAUUCUUUAUUACUUUGGUGCAAAUAGGAGCAGUGGCUUGUGGGUAAUCGGCAGAGAUGUGGUGGCGGUGUUAUGACAACACUCGAGCAGGACAAAGUCAUAUGCACACAACUCUACUUUGAAUGUUAGCACUGUAAAACAAAUUUGACUCUUUGAAGUUUGCCACAAUCUUGUCUAAUAGCUAAGAGGGAUUGCCCCUUUCUUUGGGUGAUCUUUCAGAUUUUGUGUAGUAGGACUUGCUUAAUGACAUUUGGACUUUGUCUCUAGUCUCUUUACUUUGUUCAGGGCAUAAUAUUGUAACCUUCUCACAGACAAAGUGAUUGAGACAGAUAACAUCAGUGAGAUGUAUUAGAUAACAAAUGAAAUGUAGUCCUUCGAUGUGUUUUAGCAGGAAAUAUGAAGGGGACUGGGGUUUUUCUGAUCUGCAGCUGUGAUGAGAGGUGAAAAAGCAACAAAUGAUGCAUAAGAAAAGUGUAGUUCAAAACAGAUGCACUAUUGUCAACUUGCAGACCAAGUCCAUGUAUUGAGUGCAUUGAAGUUGUUUGGAGUCUGGAUAGGGUUACACCUGAGCUAUAAUCACACAUUCAAAGGAUGAUUGUACCAUGUCCUUUUGCAUUUUCUCUCCUUUUCUCAUCGUCAUCCAUUUUGUGUUUCUCUCGUAAAGGCAGGUAGAAGGUGCAUUACAACACUCAAAGAAAUAGUCCUCAUUCGGUGUAUAAAUUGUACAGCUAGUGAAUGAAAACCUGUAUCUCCACAGUUUACGUCCAUGAUCUUGUAAUGAUAAUACUGAAAUCAUAGAUGAGAAUAAGCUUGCCUGUGUUUCCCUAAAAACACUAAAAAGUUUCUUACCAGCAUUUAACAGACAUAAGAGGAGUGUGCUGUAGUUACCAGACCACAUUUGUAUGUCUCUUGUGUUAAUCUUGGCCUUCCCUUUUAAAUCCCCAAUAAACUAAAAUCAAAUAUUAACCAGGAUUUUAAUUGCUGCAUUAAUGCCUUUUUCAAUGCUGUGUUUUAGAUGUAAUUUUCUGUAUUUUUUAUUUGUAUGUAAUAAUCAGUUUGGGUCAUAUUUUUGAUCACAUGUAAUGCAAUUUUAGAAACUUGCGUAAUUGACAUGUUUGAUAAUGUAAAAUUGUGUGGUAUAUAUGGCCUAAUUGACAAGAUAUGGCACUAAGCACAACCAAAUUUGUCCAUUUGUGUUCAUGUGGUUCACUUUUAACAACACUGUCUGAUUUCUAAUGUAAACAGCUUUAGAUGUAGAGGCAUCAGUGGCAUCAUGAAAAGAACUGAUUUAGUUUUUAUUAAGAUUAAAAAAGGGACAGACAGAUAUUCUAAUUUGGUAAAAUGUUCUCUGUUGUGUACCUGUAUUUGCAAGCAAUCGGAAGUAUAAUACUGGUCAAGCUAAUUAAUAGUAAUAAAAAUAGAUGACCCAUUA
Molecule: messenger RNA, 5212 nt
Organism: Boleophthalmus pectinirostris (great blue-spotted mudskipper)
Lineage: Eukaryota; Metazoa; Chordata; Actinopteri; Gobiiformes; Gobiidae
Gene: aplp1
Product: amyloid beta (A4) precursor-like protein 1
Exons: 17
Coding region: 190-2238 (682 amino acids)
Biological process (GO): central nervous system development; axonogenesis
Cellular component (GO): Golgi apparatus; plasma membrane
Molecular function (GO): alpha-2C adrenergic receptor binding; heparin binding; alpha-2A adrenergic receptor binding
Source: RefSeq, a predicted model, not a curated record